CCUCCUGACUGUGCACACCAUCACCACUGCCACUCCUCCUCCUCCUCCUUCUCCUCACCCGCAUCCCUCGUGAUGAAGCUGGUCACAAUGCUAGCUGCUGCGGCAGCCUUGACUGCCACAACACUCGCCAAGGACUUCACGCCCGAGCGUCUCAUCACCGCCCCUCGGCCAUCUUCCGACUUCCAGGUCUCGCCAGACAAGACACACUUCCUCCUCCCCGUAUCUCACUCCCACCUCGAUGGCAGCCCCUCUACUCAUGAGUUGUACGUGUACCAGGUCCCUCAGAACACCGUCCUGGAUCAAAGUAGCCAGUCACACCUACGCUCUCAAGACAAGGCGAUCGUCCUCCCGGGCAUCUCUUUCGCAACGUGGCUCGAUGAUGAGCACAUCGUCUUCGUCAACGGCUCGCACAUCUACUCGGCUCCACUCAAGUCACCCUCUGAGACGCAGAAGCUGGCUUCUCUCCCAGCUCCGAUCGCCGAAGACUCGCUGAAAAUCGUUUCUACAUCCUCCAAGGGCGAGAAGAGGCUUCUGUUCACAGCAGAGGUCUACCCGGACGGCACUCUCGAGGGCGUUGGUAAAGUCGAGACGGCCGCUCACGAGGAAGAGUGGGGUCGAGCAAAGGUGUACGGAGGUGAUAACGGUGCCUUCUUCAGACACUGGGAUCAGUGGGUGAGACCGGGCAAGCGUUCCCAGAUCUUCACUACUAUCCUGAGCGCGCCGAAGAAGGCUGGAGACUCGUGGACGCUGGCUCACGACAGUUUCACCAAUCUGCUCAAAAGGACGGAGGUCAACACUCCUAUUCCGACAUUUGGCGGUAAUGGAGACUGGGAUGUCAGUGAAGAGGGCGUGAUCUUCAUCACCAAGGCCUUGGACUUGCCUCAGGCAUGGCAUACCAAGUCCGACGUGUACUACGUCUCCUUCAAGUCUGGCCACCUCGAGCUCCUAUCCGAAGGUCAACACGGCGCUGUUGCCGCUCCACGUUUCUCUCCCGACGGCGAGAUGGUGGCUUGGCUUCAGAUGGCUAAGGACGGCUUCGAGUCUGACCGAAGAGUUCUGCAGAUCUAUGACCUCAAGACUAGGAAGCAUAAAUCGCUUUGCCAGGAUUGGGACCGCUCGCCUUCUGACGUCAUCUUCUCAGCCGAUGGCAACAAGAUCUAUCUGAUCACGGAAGACUACCAGCAAGUGAAAGUGUUUGUCACUGAUCUUUUGCAGGGUGGCAAGGAUGUGACCAGCGCUGUUGAGCUCCCUCGCGGAUCUGUGUCGAGCUUCGUGCCGCUCUCAAAGGAUGUUGCCUUGGUCGCGUCUUCUUCCCACAGGUCCUUGACGGAGAUCUACUUAUACCAAGACUACAACAAGUCUCUUUACCCGCUGACCUGGUUUACAGGCAGUGAGGAAUCGAGUCUGAAGUCUGUAGAGUGGGGACGGGAGCCCGAAAUGUUCCACUAUCCCUCCCCCGACUUCGAGCAUGAAGACCGCCAUGGCUGGAUCCACUACCCACGUGGGUAUUCCUCCAAGGGUCACGGCAAGAAGAAGUGGCCUCUGCUCGUGCUCAUUCACGGUGGGCCAGAAGGAGCCUGGACUGACUCCUGGUCCUUCCGAUGGCACCCGGAAGUCUUUGCCGCGGCGGGUCACGUGGUCGUCACCCUCAACCCGACCGGCAGCACAGGCUUUGGACAGCGCUACCAGGAUCGCAUCUUGAACAACUGGGGAUCAUUCCCCUACCGGGACAUCAUUGCUGGUGUGAAGCACGUGCUCAAGAGGGAAGAGGCUGGGGUAGAUGCAGAGCGCGUAGCAGCAGCCGGCGCUUCUUACGGAGGGUACAUGGUCAACUGGAUCCAAGGUCACAACGAUGACGGUCUCUUCAAGGCCCUCGUCUGCCACGACGGCAUCUUCAACAUCAUGACUGGCGCCUUCUAUCCCGCCGACGAGCUCUAUUUCCCCGAAUCCGAAAACGGACCAGGACUACCUUGGGAUCUCUCUGCACGAGCUGUUUACCAGCAAUUCUCCCCCGAGGCACAUACAGCAAAGUGGAAUACACCACAAUUGAUUGUGCAUGGGGCAAAGGACUUUAGACUUGUGGAGAGUGAAGGAGUGGCUGCUUUCAAUACUCUGAGGAGACGGGGGGUAGACACGAGAUUGCUGUACUUUGAAAAGGAGGGACAUUGGGUCAACGACCCACGCAACUCCCUCAAGUGGCACCAGGAGAUUUUCGCCUGGGUGGAAAAAUACACUGGCAGUGGUCCGCAAGAGGUUAGGGGCAGCAGCAGCUCUGCUUCUCUCCACGGCAACGAGAGUGAGAGUGGGGCACAUGAGAAGGUGGACGACAAUGUGGGCGAGAGCGAGGAACAGUCUGGAGCUGGUUUGUACUUCCAGUGAUGAGAAAAUAAGAUGGCGUUGGAGGCAGGACGCAACGUCCGUCCAAAAAAAGGGAGGGUGGUAAGCUCUAGUCAAAAGAAGGAAAGAGUAAAGGUCUGACAAUGAUUUGAAGUACACCGUUGGAAGUGA
This is a messenger RNA of Microstroma glucosiphilum, 2508 nucleotides long. RefSeq names its product alpha/beta-hydrolase. The transcript has 3 exons. The record is from RefSeq and is a predicted model, not a curated record. Gene Ontology annotation, molecular function: serine-type endopeptidase activity. Lineage: Eukaryota; Fungi; Basidiomycota; Exobasidiomycetes; Microstromatales; Microstromataceae. Gene Ontology annotation, biological process: proteolysis. The coding region runs from base 88 to 2379 and encodes 763 amino acids.